AUGGCCACCCCAGCCGCCUUGCCUCCGCUGCCGUUCAACCCUUCGAGGGUACGAUCAUACAUACUCCGCCUACCUCUAUUCACGCGACUAGUGCUUCUGGCGGUGCUUGUGUUCUGGCUGCUCGAGCUGCAGACCAUUUGGAGUGUGGUACAAUGGGGUUCUUUGACCCCCGAUGAGAUUGGUUUUGGCAGCAUGUAUCGGUUGAACACAUAUCCGUUCAUUCACAUGGGAUUCUUCCACGCUUUCCUGAACUUGCUCGCGCUUACGCCGUUGUUGGAGCGUUUCGAAGCCGAGCAUGGUACAUUGACGGCUGUUGCUUUGUUUAUUGGGCCUCUUUCCACAUUCCCUGCUGGUCUGUACCUACUGGUUGAGAAGGUCCUCCUGCAUAGGAACACUGCCGUUGUUGGCGCCAGUGUCUGGGUCUUCCUCCUUCUCGGCUCCGAAGCCAUCAGGACUUUCAAAUCCAACCCCUACUUCAGUCUCGGUACUUCGAGAAUCCCGACUUGGACUUCGCCCCUGGUGGCAUGCUUUGUUGUCGCGAUUCUCGUGCCAAACACGAGCUUCCUUGGCCACUUGUGCGCCAUUGUUGUCGGGUAUUUGCUUGGUCUCGGUUACCUCAAGGUCUUUGUUCCGCCCGAGAAAGUUCUGCGAUGGAUCGAAGGAAAACUGAACCUCCUCGGACGACUGCCGCAUUACGUGUCUGUGGACCAGAAGACGUAUGGACGCUACGGUGUUCUGCCCAUGACCAGCGCCGGGGGUGAGCGACCUACGCCCUUGAGCUAUCUGGGAUCGAAUCAGCGCCUGGGAUCCUCGGAUAACACUGCAAUCCGCAAAUUGCGGAGUAAUCCUCGAUUCCUCUUCGUGCGCCUUCCGUAUCUCCUCUCGUUUCUCUGCAUCGUCGCAGGCAUUGUCUGGCUUCUACUCCUGCCCCUCAAUGAUUACUCCCGCCGAACCUACAUAUCCGAAAACGCGCUUCUCCCCGGUCAAGUCCAUGCCUACUUUUCGGGCAGUGAGCAGCAUAUCUUUCGCGGGUACAAAAAGGAAUUAGAAGGGCUGUUUCCCGAAGGCUAUCAGAGCGAGGGUCAAGAUAAAUCGGAUGUUGAAUUGACUCCUGCGAUAUCCGAAAAGAUACAGUCGAUUCUACGAGCCGCUGGACUGAAAGUAGCGACGCAGAAUUACGAAUACACUUCCUCGGGGAUCACGCACCAAGGGCAGAAUGCCUAUGCAAUCAUCCAUGCGCCGCGCGGGGAUGCGACAGAGGCAAUUGUUUUGGUUGCGGCCUGGAAAACUGUGGAUGGAGAGUUGAACCUCAAUGGUGUUACGCUGGCACUGACGCUGGCACGGUAUUUCAAACGAUGGUCUUUGUGGUCCAAGGAUAUUAUAUUCGUGAUUACGCCUGAUAGUAAGACAGGGACGCAGGCCUGGAUCGACGCCUACCACGAUAUGCAACCGUCAUCUGUCCAGCCUCUUCCGUUGAAGAGCGGUGCGUUGCAAGGAGGCCUGGUUAUCGAGUAUCCUUUCGAUCAUCGCUUCGAGUCGUUGCACAUUGUCUACGAUGGCGUCAACGGUCAACUGCCCAACUUAGAUCUUUUCAACACUGCGGUGUCCAUUGCCGGAGGUCAGAUGGGAAUUGGAUCCAGUUUACAGGAGAUGUGGAAUCACAAUGAUAGCUACGAGAGACGCCUCGAGACUAUCAUGAGAGGCAUGAUCAAGCAAGGGUUUGGGUACGCCACGGGAGCCCAUAGUAGCUUUAUGCCGUACCAUAUCGACGCGAUCACUCUACAGACCAAAGGUGACGGCUGGCAGGAUGAAAUGGCGUUGGGUCGAACCGUGGAGAGUCUCUGCCGCAGCUUGAACAAUUUGCUGGAGCACUUGCAUCAGAGUUUCUUCUUUUACCUUCUGAUGCACACCAACCGUUUCGUCAGCAUCGGUACAUAUCUCCCCAGUGCGAUGCUGGUUGCCGGCAACUUUACCAUCAUGGCGAUCACCUUGUGGCUGCGGACUGGGUACUAUCGGGCUGCUCAGGAGGCAUCCUCCAAGACCGCUCCUUCGCAAGAUGAGAAAUCCAAGGACAAACCAGCCAAGGCUCAAGAAACUCCCAAUGCAGACAACGGCGCGCCGGAAAAGAAGCCUAGCUCAGAUGGUGACAUCGAGCGUCACCUCGCCCUUCCCCUGACUUUCGUUGUCAGCCUUCACUUGCUUGGAUUGGUUCCUCUCUACAUCUUCAACAACCUCUCCUACAAGUACUUCACUACCGCAACCUACACCUGCAUCGCAGCCGACAUCAUCCUCCCCGUCGCCCUUGCAACGCUCCUCACCCAAAACUCCAAGUCCUCCAACCCCCAACAACACCAUCUCAUCAAGUCCUUCUCCCUCCUCCUUCUUGGCCUUUUCCUCUCCACCCUCGCCACCCUCAACUUCUCUCUCUCCUUCAUGGUCGGCCUCCUCUGCACCCCGCUCAGCUUCAUCACCCGCGUCAGUCCCCGCGUCAACGCUCCCCUCCGCUACGCUCUGUCUACCAUCGGGCUCCUCAUCCUCAACGCCCUGUCGCCCCCGGUCGUGGUUCUGGCUGCUUGCUGGUACACGGGGGUUUCGGUCGAGACGGUCUUGACGCAGGCUGCCUUUGGAUGGGAUGUCUGGGGCAUGUGGACGCAGGUGGUGGUUUGGUGUGUCUGGUGGCCUGCCUGGGUGAUUGGUUGUGCAUUGCUAGGUUCUUCGUUCUUUUGA
This is a messenger RNA of Aspergillus steynii IBT 23096, 2727 nucleotides long. Its product is annotated as Gaa1-domain-containing protein. The transcript is spliced from 11 exons. NCBI's taxonomy places the organism in Eukaryota, Fungi, Ascomycota, Eurotiomycetes, Eurotiales, Aspergillaceae. Gene Ontology annotation, cellular component: membrane; GPI-anchor transamidase complex. Bases 1 to 2727 code for a protein of 908 amino acids. Gene Ontology annotation, molecular function: serine-type endopeptidase activity. The record is from RefSeq and is a predicted model, not a curated record. Gene Ontology annotation, biological process: attachment of GPI anchor to protein.